Molecule: messenger RNA, 11379 nt
Organism: Ochlerotatus camptorhynchus
Lineage: Eukaryota; Metazoa; Arthropoda; Insecta; Diptera; Culicidae
Exons: 6
Coding region: 355-8820 (2821 amino acids)
Cellular component (GO): nucleus
Molecular function (GO): ATP-dependent chromatin remodeler activity; ATP hydrolysis activity; ATP binding
Source: RefSeq, a predicted model, not a curated record
GACUGUUUUGUGUGUGGUGCGGUGAGAAAACUGAAAAGAGAAGAAGCACAGGCAGCCAGCAGCCAGCUCAAGCAAAAAGCAGAGAAAAAAAAAGAGACUAGCAGCAGUGUAUUAAUGGAAACGCCGUUCUUUUUAAUGGCUGCCUGAAAAUUUGGACUGAAAUCGGUGUGAAAAAGUGGUUAAAUCAGUGCUGAAUCAUGUUCUAGACAGUGAAAAACGUGCGAAAUAGUGAGUCAGUGAAGUGUACGAUCGAAUCCAGGUGUUUUCCGACCCCUAGGUGGUCUGUUUCGAGAUUUUCAACCUACCGUCUAGGAUGUAUUCUGCAGUACAAUAGUCAGCAGCUGCAUUCCAACAAUGGAAGGUGCCAAUGGCAAUCAUCCGCCACCCAUCCCCGGGGCUGGUGAUAUAAAACCGGAUGGCAAUGGCGGAGUUGGGCCUCCUUCGGCCUCCCCAGGGAUGCCUCCGAUGCAUCCAUCCGGUUAUCAACACUACGGUUACGGUGCACCGCCACCGCCAGCGAUGAUGGACCACCACGGCAAGGAUCCAUACUACCAUCAUGCCGCGGCAGCCCGGCACUACGAUCCGUAUUCCAUGCAUGGUCCAUACCACUCAUAUCAACAUCCCUACCACCAUCAGGCUCCCUAUGGGAGUCACUCGUACCACCAUCAAGCACCAUCAGGUUACCCCCAUACUGCGGGGAUGAUGCCACCCGGAGGUCCACCAGCUUCCUCCUAUCCGGGAUUUCCCGGCCACAGCCAAAACACAACGAUUCCUAUCCCAGCAGUUCCUCCGGCAAUAGCUGCUCAAAAGUCGCCGGAGAAACCGCCAGGUACUAGCAAACCGGAACCGAUCACACCGAUUCGGGACGACAAAAACAUGCUCAUCGGUCCUACGAUUUCAUCCGCAGGACAUGACGUCACCGACAGUGUCGCGUCCGGAAUUCCUCCCAAGCGCAAGAUCGAAAUUCUGGACAAUGUAUUGAUCAAAAAGUCCAAGCAGGAACUGGAGGCAGAAAAGCGUGAAACCUAUCCGCUUCCGGUGACAGAAACGGCCACCGGGCCGGUUCAACCAACACCAUUGCCAGCGCCGCCAACACCAUCACCACCUCCGCCACCGCCGGCACCACCCAGUGUUAAUACCGACUCCAGUAAAUCGUCCUUUCAAAUUUCUAACAUUUUGGAAGAUAAACCGAAAGUGGAACCACCCCCAUCGGUUGAGGAACCAACUCCCGAAGCGGAAACUGUCCCGGUCGAACAGCAGGACUCGGCUUCUCCACCCGAGGAGAAGCAACCAUCCGAGGAGAGCAAGGAAGAACCGAUAAUCGAAAAGGAAGCGGAUAAAAAUGAUCCACUAGCGCUUCCGCCGAACACGGAAGAAGACGAACCAGCCACAUCGACAACUCCACCAUUGCCGCCACUACCGCCGUCGCCACGGUCUCCGCCGCCACCACCACCACCACCACCACAACAGCAAAUGGAUUUUGACAUUUCCGAGAAGCUGAAGGAAAUGGGCGAGAUCAGCGUCAAACCGGUGUCCAAAUCGGACGCAUCGAACGCUAGUAAGGCGAAAGAGCUGGAAUGUACGGAGGAGAUUUCGCUGGAAAUCACCAAGAAGGACGCCGCGAUGAGGAAGGUCACCAAUAUGCGGAAGAACAUCAAAGAGGUGAUGGAUGAUAAUCAGCUGGAUGCGUCGACACUGGCUGCCCAGCGGCAGGAGUUGGAACGUUUAGCUAGGGUACAAGAACAGCAGCGGAUCAUACGGGAGGUUCAGCGGCAGCUGGCAUUGGAACGGCAGACGAACAAGACGGAGCAGAAAGUGAUGCAGUUUCUGCAGGGCCAUGCUUCAAUUCUGAAGACGCAGCAACCGGGAACAUCGACGCCGGUGAAGGUGGGUUACGUAAAGAAUCCGUUCGAAACGAGAGGACGCCCGCCGAAGGCCCGUCCGAUACAGGCCAAUUUGACUCCUUCGGUGAGUAUUGCACCGGUAAAGGCUUCGGGAGCGACAGCAGUCGGAGCAUCAUCUGCAUCACUAGCAGGUCUUAUGCCGUCGAUCCCGAUGAGGCCGUUCGAUGAUGUGAUGGAUAGCGACGAGGAUCUAGAUGAUGAGGAUGAUGAGGAUGAGGACAGCGAAGCGGAGUUCAUACCGACUCCGGAGAAGAAAGAAGUGGUCACGAUUGAUAGCUCCUCGGACGAUGAUUGCAUUGUGCUGUCCGAUGACGACGAAGAACCGGAGGAUGACUCGGACGAUGAUCCGCAAAACAGUGGAAUGCACGUGAACGAUACCUACAACGUUCCGGAUGAUAAGGGACGCGUAAUAAUCAACGUCGGUCACACCGAAAGCGAAGAGGACAUAUUUCUGGCACCGCAGAUUUCCCGAAUCAUCAAACCGCAUCAGAUCGGGGGUGUGCGAUUCUUGUUUGAUAACAUAAUCGAGUCGAUUGAGCGGUACGACACGAGCACAGGAUUCGGCUGCAUCUUGGCCCACUCGAUGGGCUUAGGGAAGACACUGCAGCUGGUUUGCUUCUGUGAUAUAUUUUUAAGGCAUACCAGCUCGAAGACGGUGCUGAUUAUAAUGCCAAUCAAUACGCUGCAGAACUGGUUGAACGAGUUCAACACCUGGCUGCCGGCGGACCCGGAAAAUACCCCUUUGAAAAAUCACGGCGAAGUGCGCCCUAGGAACUUUAAGAUCUUCAUACUGAACGAUAGCCACAAGACGCUCAAGUCAAGGGCGAAGGUCGUCUUGGAGUGGGCUAAGAUCGGGGGAGUUUUGCUGAUUGGCUACGAGAUGUAUCGGCUGUUGAGUCAGAAGAAGAUGACAAAAAAGAAAAAGAAAAAGAAGAACGAACCGGCUGUCGUAGAGCAGGAGAAAGAGUCUACGGAAGAUCAGAAGAAUAUGUUCGAUGAAAUCCAUGAAGCGUUGGUCAAACCUGGUCCGGAUCUGGUGGUUUGCGAUGAAGGCCAUAGGAUUAAGAAUUCCCAUGCGGGUAUUUCGGUUGCUCUGAAGCAAAUCAAGUCCAAACGGAGAGUAGUUCUAACCGGAUAUCCGUUGCAGAACAAUCUACUGGAGUACUGGUGCAUGGUGGAUUUUGUCCGACCCAAUUACCUGGGAACGAAGACCGAGUUUAGCAACAUGUUUGAACGACCCAUCCAAAACGGUCAGUGUAUAGACUCUACCCCGCAGGAUAUAAAGCUGAUGCGUUACAGAGCUCACGUUCUGCACUCUUUACUGCUGGGUUUCGUUCAGAGACGGUCCCACGCAGUUCUACAAACAUCGCUACCACAGAAAGAAGAAUUCGUACUCCUAAUACGCAUGACGGAAUUCCAACGAAAGUUGUACACGGUUUUUAUGAACGAAGUUGUCCGGACCAAGGCCGUUCCAAAUCCUUUGAAGGCGUUCGCCGUUUGCUGCAAAAUUUGGAACCAUCCGGAUGUGUUGUACAAUUUCCUGAAGCAAAGCGAGCGUGACUUGGAUCUGGAAAUCGAAGAAGCUGAACCGGCUCCAAUAAUCAAAACUGAAAACCCGUUAGUGUCUCCUCCACCAGAGCUACCAGCACCACCUCCGCCUCCUCCUCCUCCUCCUGUUCCUGCUCCUACUCCUACUCCUACUCCUCCAGUGGAAGAAAAAAAGGUGGAAAAGGAAAAGAAGAAACCUGGUAAGAAGCCCGCUGCUCCCAAGCCUCCCAAACCGCUGGCUCUUAAGAAGGAUGGAACUCCUCGCAAGCCAAGGACAACCAAGAAGCAACAGCAGGCUCUCAAGAGUCAACAAGCUGUCGGUAAGGAUGGAAAAAUGGUUCCCGCUGCUACCGUUAGUCCAAGCACAUUGAACAAGGAUCCAGCCCCAGCGGAAAUCCCGCCACAAAUUCCUGCUGUAAUCCCCGUUGAUCCAACAGUCGUCAAACAAGAGUAUCCUACAGACGAUAGCUAUUCUCAGCAGGUACCACCGGCUCCUCAACAACAGCAACAACAACAGGGGGUAUAUCCGGGAUAUCAAAGCCAAGGCUACCAGCAACAAGCACCCCCUCCAGGGGCCCCUUACAAUUACAACCAGGGUAGUUAUAAUCAGGAACCGAACGGCUACAACAACUACAACAACCAGUAUGGAUCUAAUGACCCGUACAACAACGGCAACUACGGUAACAACUACUACGGGCGUAACGACUACAACUACAACCAAGGCUACGGUUACGGAUAUGACCAAAACUAUCAAAAUAACUACGGAAACGGUAACAACUAUCAGAACAACUACUGGGGCAACAACAACUACUAUCAACAACAACAACAACAACAACAACAGCAGCAGCAGCAACAACCCCAACAGCAACAACCACCACCAUCGCAGAACAACUCCUACAACAAUGGCUAUUAUGGCAAUAGCAACCAGUACGGCGGCUAUCCAGAUCAGCAGCAACAACAGCAGUACAACAAUCAGUACGAGCAAAAGUGGGAUCCGAAUCAGACUACGGCACCACCUCCACCAGUCGUUGAUCCGACCCAAGCUGCCGUCGGCUAUCCGACUAACAGUACACAAGAUCCGAUGACGGCAGCAGCACCGCCACAACCGAUGGAUCCAGCAAUCACGCAGCAGCAAGCGAAUGCCCAGUAUGCGGAUCAACCGUCGCUAGAAGACCUGAAGGAUCCAGUCAAACCGUUGGUGCUGGAGGUGAAAGAGGAAAAGCCCUCGGAAAUUGUCGACAUGGACACCAAGAUCAUCACUAAGGUCGAGGAAGAUGUAAAACCCCCACCGAUGGUAGAGAUAAAACAGGAAAUCAAAAGCGAAGUGAAGGAUGAAGUGGAAGAAAUGAAAGGGAUUGUAGAAAAUGGAGAAGAGAAGGCAGUUGAGGUGAAGGUGGAAGUGAAAGAAGAAACUAAACAGGAAGAGGUUGUGAAGAUGGAACCAUCAGACGAAGAAGUGAAAAAGGAAAUUGAAGAAAAAGUGCUGGUUGAGAAGAAGGAAGAAGGCGAAGAAAAGAAACCCAGUAAAGUGAAGCAAGAAAUCGACGAGGACAAGCUUAAAGAAGAACUGCUCAAGAUUGAGGAUGAGUUGAAGGCGAAGGAACCGAAGGAAGUUACUGGUGGUGCUAAGGAUGGUAAGACCAAGGAUAAGGACGAAAUUCCGUACGAGUGGGCAUUCGAGCUGAUGAAGGGAUACGUCCCGGAUCUGCUGGAGAGCUCGUCGAAGAUGGAGAUCUUUUUCUACAUCCUCGAGGAGAGCAUCAAGCUGGGCGAUCGGAUGUUGGUGUUCAGCCAGAGCCUGCUGACGCUUAAUUUGAUCGAGCGGUUCCUGCAGCGCAGCAAGAUUCCCGGAACGGAGAACAAGUGGGCGAAGAAUACGAGCUACUAUCGCUUGGACGGCUCGACAACGGCUCAGGAGCGCGAGAAGCUAAUCAACGAGUUCAACUCGAACCCGAACAUCCACCUGUUUCUGGUGUCGACCCGCGCUGGUUCGCUGGGUAUCAAUCUGGUCGGUGCAAAUCGGGUGGUCGUUUUCGACGCCAGCUGGAAUCCCUGCCACGACACGCAGGCCGUCUGUCGGGUCUAUCGAUACGGGCAGAAGAAGCCGUGCUUCGUCUAUCGGCUGGUGGUCGAUAACUGUUUGGAGAAGAAGAUCUACGAUCGACAGAUCAACAAGCAGGGCAUGAGCGAUCGCAUCGUGGACGAGUGCAACCCGGAUGCGCAUUUGUCGAUGAAGGAAGUGACCAGCUUGUGCUACGAUGAUGGGGAGGACGGGGAGGUUAAGGAUUUUAGCGACGAUAAGGAUAAAUUCAUCGAUGUGGUUAUGCAGCAUCUAUUGGAGCUUUACUCGAAGAAGCUUACAAAAUCACCGUUUGCACAUGAAAGUUUGCUGAUCGAUCGGAAGGAGAAGAAACUUUCGUCGGCUGAGAAGAGACAAGCUCAGCGCGGAUACGAACUGGAGAAGCAAGCGGCUACAAAGCCGAGCUAUUCGUACACAUCGAUGGGCACGACGUACAGGGCGAUUAGGACUCCGGAUGGAUCGAUCAUUCAUCGACCUGUCGCUUCGGUUCGACCUAUGCAGGCCGGUGAUGCUGGUAAGAAUUCGAUUGGAGGCAAUAGACCUACCAGGUGGAUACCGGCCGAAGUUUGGCAGCGACAGGGAAUGACAGCGCAGGAGAUGACUCUUCCUAUCGAUGUGGUCAUUCCGACUAGUUCCGCGGACAAAUCCAACAUCGUCCUGAAGGCAGGUCAGAAGGUGAUGGUACUGAAAUCACCUAAAGGAAUCUACAUGCAACUGGAAACGGGCAAGAUCAUUGCCAUCCGGACUGCUUUCAAGGUCGGUCAAAGUAAGGAUGCUGCAGCUGCUGGCAAGGGUGCUAACAUUCCGGUUUCUGCAACGGCAGCCGGACGUAGGGCGAGUGUUACGUCGACUGCUACGAAGGCUUCUACCGGUACUUCGAAGGAUGAAGGCAAUUCCCUGAGCAUACCGUCCAAUUCGGACGAUGAGGAUAAGUCGGAUUCCAGCAUAGUUCCACUUGAUCCGGAUGAUAAAGAGCCCAUGACCGUGGACGACUAUCCUGAGAAGGGGGAAAUUUUAGAUUGCGAUAUGAAGAGCGAUGAACUGGAAGAGGGCGAGAUAAGAGAUGGUUUAGUGGGUGGUAAGGGAGGUACUGUUUCCCUGUUGAAUAUCCCUGCAUUCACGAAUGCUUCGUCGGGACCUUCCAAAGAUAAAGCUACAAAAUUCCCUAUGAUCCAGUCGGCAUACUCUAUGGCACCGCAAGCACAAGAAGGUCGUACUAAUGUUCCUAAACAAACUAAGCAGCGGCAACAGCAAACGCCACCUGCUACGGUAACAAUAGACGAUGAAAUUCCACCCUUGCGGGAGAAGGUCGUGUACAAACCGAAUCUCGUUGAGAGGAAAUCCAAAGUUCCUCCUUCUUCACUUAAGAACUACAGGCACAAAGCCGGCAAAGCUCCAGAACCUGCUACUGUGACGACUCCUACCAAGUCGAUUCCGGAAGAGCAAGCACCCAAUAGUGCACCUGUUGUUUCAAUGAAAUCUCAAAGUCCAGGCAAUGUUCCUGCGCCGCAAGUACCAUUAUCACCAGCAAGUCAAGAUCAAGCACAACCCUUCCCAGCAAUGAGUGGUCGUCAAAUGCCUCCAAAUCCGCAACAAUCACCCCAGCAAAUCGUAACAUCUCCUCAGCAACAACAGUUUCACCAAUCAUCCGGCUAUCCUCCUCAGCCGCAUCAACAAUCGCCCUUUGGUGUGCCAAAUCCGAACACUGCCACCGGCAAGAGUCCCAUCCUGCAUCAACCGCAACAUAUGCAUUCGUCUACCUAUGGACCACACAAACACCAACAACCGACACAACCAUCCACGUGGAACCCCUACACCAGCAGCAAUCCAUCUUCAACAUUCUACGGUCAACAGUCGCAUGUUCCUCCUCCCCCACCACCUUCCCAGUACGAAUCCAGUCUCAAUUUUCUGGAGAAAACCACCUCUGCCCUCAUCAACAACCAAAACCAGAGCGAAUUCCAAACCUCCCUCAGCAACAUUACCCGCUCUCCGACGCCCACCGACAACUUCAUGGAGUUUCAACCGAAGCCGACCGCUUCCGGGAAGAAAUCCGCCUCCAAAAAGCCGCCUAAACAGCCGAAGAACGACUACAACGCGGCCAAGAAGGCGCUCAACAAACGCAACAAUCCCUCGCCCUACCUUCCUGUGUCGUGCUCCUCAGCAUCGUCAUCCCCUUCCCCAUCCCCUGCGGUCAUGAACCACAAUCAAAAUAGUAACAGCAGCUCCCUCAGUGGAACGCCUACUCCAGUUCCACAAGCACAGCAGCUUAACGCCGGUUCGGGUUCCCACGCGGGAAACGCUGGCUAUUACGAUCAGUAUUCACAACAACAACAACAACAACAACUACCAAUGCAUCAACCAGUGCCACCGACCAUGAUGGCUUCCGCAGGUCCGACACCAGCACCAGCUGCAGCCGGAUCGGCGAUGUACGAUGGUGUGGCGAUGGGACAGCAACCGUACGGCGGAUUGCCGGCACCGGUUUCGUCGGCCUACGGUGGUUCAUCGUACGCAUCUAGUAACAGCACAAAUACAUCUGUGAAUCGUUCCAACUACUACCAAUCGCCACCGGCAUCGGUAUCAACGGCUACCACCGUCAUGUCCUCGUCAACGGUUCCAACCGAUUCAUCUAGCUAUUACCAUCAACAGCAAUCUACAGCGACGCCGCAGGUGACAUCCCAGCAUCACCAGGUAAGAAGCCAUUCCCGUGGAUCUUCGUCUCACAGCUACGUUCCUCCGCCACAACCAGCGGUAUCAGCAACAACACAUACGCAAAACCAGCACCAUCAGCAUCCGUCGCAGUCGCAAAAUUACCAAACUACAACUCCGACGGUUGGUGCUAAUGCAGCGGAUACGGUUCCCAGCUACCAACAGCAGCCAGCUUCGGCUGGUCCUCCCACUUUCACUCCUUACUCCUCCUACACCAGUACGGCCCCGAGCGGUACACCCACCACUACCCAGGCGGUAAGUUCCAAUGGGUCAGCUUUCCAUCGCCCGGAAAGUGCUGCUCCCGUGGCCAAUGCCAGCGGCACCCCAGCAGCCAAUAAUUUUGAAACCCCGCCGACCUACAUCCCCGAAAACGGCACCAAUCCCUAUCAGUAUCCCUACCAAGCGCAGGGUUAUCAAGCCCAAGGCUACUAUCCACCUCCGUCAUAUCCCUACUAUCCAGCGACGGGUGCUCCCUAUUCGCCCGGCGACUCCCAGUACCACUCGUACCCUCCGCCGCCGCCACCUUCCAACUACAACUAUCCCCCGUAUCCUAGUCAACCCGGUGUCGGACAGUGGCAGUAGGAAUUGUGCGAUAGCUAAAAGAAAAAAAAAACGCAGAAUCUACAGGAAUAUCUGCUCUCUGCACGGCUGAUAGUUCUCAUUUUAUUUUUGAGAAAAUCUUUCAACUUCUUCCUGUUCCUUUUAUGAUCAAAGUGAAAUGAAAUGUUUACUGAGUAAAACAUUAACCCAGAAUGCAUAUAGAUACAGCUGAAUGUGUAAGAUGCUCUCUAUUUUUUUUAUAAUUGAAACUUUCCAAGUGAAUUAGGUUUUAUUUUUCGUAGAAAUUUAUUUCUAAUUUUUUUUAUGAAUAAACCACACGUUCCUAAACUGAAUUAAAAUGCAAACUGAAACAUAACGGAAGAAAAUUUCGAAACUAGCUUCAAAGUAGCGGCGCGUAGCGAUUGGUAAUAGAAAUAUCACUGACUAAACCACUGCAUUGCAUUGAUCGGAGGACAUCAACUACUAACUACUACAGUAGUAGCCUACAAACAAGAUUGAGCAUUUUACCUUAAACAGUAAUUCUACCAGUAGUGAACUUAAGAGAAAAAACAAGAAAUACGGUUACUGAAUGAAUUAUUUGCUAGGGGGUGUCAUUCGAAUUGGUGAUUUGGAAUGCUUGACCGGAUUUCGGAGUACUUCUUAGGUUAUGAAUCAUUAUUUGGGGGGAGACUGGUCAGAGUUGGAUCGUUAUUCGCCGUCGGCGAACCCCUUGUACGAUACCGUCAGUUACACUGAGAGAAGUUUUCAUUUUGUUUCGAUUUGAAUUGAUUAUAUUUAUCUUUUCUGGUCAUGAAACUAAUGAUAUUUAUCUGCUUUUUACAGAUCAUGCAUGUGAAUGUUCAUGAUAAUAAUUUUUUUGGAUAUAUAUUUGGUCUGAUUUUGUCAUACAAAUCCAGAAGAACACGUACUUGUAGAGGGUUAAUCUGCGAAUUGAGUGUCGUGAGAAGGCUAAUAUCAUUCGAACGGUCACUCGUUUAGGCUAACCCCCCAGUAAAUGGUGAUGGAUCGAAGAGUGAAUUCUUGAAGCUAAUGGUUGAAUUCCUUAUAAGUUCUGAAAAACUAUCUUUUUUUUCAAAUUUCAUCCGCGUUCACAUUCCAAUUUGGUCAAGCAAUGUCAAAACUAAUUUUGCAUUUCUUCAUUCGUAAAAAAAAACUUAGUCAUUCGAAAUUCAAUCAAUCAAUCAGACUUAUGUUGUCAAAUCAGUUGAUUGUGGCUUCAAAUAAGUAGAUAAAUAUGAGAAAAAUCCACGAGAAAGUCGUCCUAUCUCGAAACAGUGCAAUCUAUUUUUGUUGAUUUUCAGUUGUCUGUAUGUGAGUUUUAUUUACCGCUGUUUAUAGAUUUUUUUUUAUAAAAAGAUGUUUAUAUAAAAAUGCCAACUUAGGUCUUGUGCUGGAAGGUAUUUAGCACAAUAAAUGAUUUAACAAAUAAAGUAUAUAGAAAGUUGACAAAAUCGCUAAUAAUCGACUGCUUGGAGAAAGUAAAUUAUACAAGACAAAUAUUACAAUUUACGAAAAUGCUUCAAAGUAGUGCAACUGAAAAAAAAAUCCUACUCCUUUUCGAUCAAGAAAACCGAUAUAGCCAAACAGCAGUGAGUGUUCUAUCCAACCACAUUUUACCUAUAUCCUUGCAUGAACAACAGUGUAAAAAAAAACAGCAGUGUUUAGCAUUUCUUGACUUACGAUUAUUUAUUACCAACCAACUCUCCGACGUUUGAACUGCUAUCCAGCCAGGAAGCAACGCAUUUAAACUAUCAAGUCGUUUUUAAGCAACAUAGAAAAAAAACUAACCUAGAAAUAUUGCUGAAUGUGAAAAAACACAAGCAAGCAAGCAAAGAUAAACGUUAUCGUCGUUUAGAAUCAAAUUUCAACUAUCAAUUAGUAUUACAUCUACCAAACAGACAAAACAAUACACAUACAAACACACACACACAUAAACACACUACUCCAGUUUAGCAUAUUUAGCAUAUUUAAUAGUAGCAACAACGAUCGGUCCCUGCACCCUCCUCUUUCAGGGGCGGUUUGGGGAUUUCCGGUAGGAUAUAUGAAUUCAUUCAAAGUGUUAGGGUAUCGUCUCUCGGUUUUUUCGAAGCUUGUACAAAAUGAUUUCUUUUUUUUUUGUCCACGGAAGAAACGUCGUCGCAUUCUGUUCAGAAAUCGGUUAGGAUUGUCCCGUUUACUCGCGAUCGUUUCGUUUGUAGAAAAUUUGUUCCAGGUACCGUGUAGUUUUUGUAUGAUAAAUGGAAAAUCAAAUCAGAAGAUGAGUCAAAUGUUUCUUCCUUUUACUUAAUUGGAUCGUUUCGCCCCUCCACCCACGCAAGUCUAAGCUAGUAGAGUAGGUAUGUAUUUAAUGUUGAGUAACUACUGUAGGGAAGCGAACUGUAAACGAGUUGUGUUUUAUGGAGAGGGAAAAACGCGUGGAGGGGGUAGAGCCUAGACUCUGCUCCCGAAGGAAUGUCCGUGUGUCAUGUGGGUCUAGCAAGUGGUAUGAUUAUUUUAAUCAUUAACUGAUAUCGACUAUGAUAAUAUUAACACGAUACUAGAGUAAUGUAUGAAUCGUAAUACAAAGUAUUUGAAAAAUUA